Messenger RNA from Didymodactylos carnosus, 2023 nucleotides. Lineage: Eukaryota; Metazoa; Rotifera; Eurotatoria; Philodinida; Philodinidae. The record is from the annotation of a GenBank genome assembly.
CUCUGAUCAGUGUUUUUCGUCAACCCGAUAUAUCGGGUACGAUAUCUAGUCGCUAGCUAUCAUACUCGAUAUAGCUAGCUAACUCAAUAAAAGUGGUACGGAUAGCUAGCUAUCACAAGCCGAUAUUACCCGAUAACAUAUUUUUAUAGCUAGAUAAUCUCAAAGGCAUUUUUUUGCUUGGGAGCUCUUAAGAAAAGAACUAGAUGUAUUGUUGAACAUUCUUUUCUUUUAUAGUGCGACAACAACGACAGCUACAACAACAACGUGAGAAACGUGAAUUCGGUUAACCGAUGUUUUUUAUUUUAAAUUAAAACUGAGAAAAAGUGUUACUCUAGCCUUUCACAAAAAAGCCAUCCUGUUGAAAACUAAAAAUGAUAAAAAGACGGGCGAAAAUUCAGUCUUUUCAAAGCUCACCAUUAGUUACUGGACUGCGCUCUAAUUUAUUUGGUAUAUCUUCAGGUUAUUCUCCGUUUAUUGGUCACCUUUCGUUAGUACUCACACAUAGAAAUUUCAGCUUCAGUUACAAAAUCAUUUCUUGUUCACGACUCUUUUUCAAUGGUCGAUUACUUUUGAAUCCAUAGGACAACAACAACGGACACCACCACUACAUCGACAACAACUAUCACAACUACAUCGACGAUAACUACCACAACUACCACUAGCACGUCGUAAGUACCAUUUGAUGUUGCAAUACAGUGAUUAUUUUUGGAUGCCACACUUGAAGCUAAUUAGAGUUCUGAAGCGAUUUCGACAAUAACAAGAUUUAUGUGAUCGAACUAUAUUUGAUCAUUUUUUAGGACUGAUACUAGUACAAGUACAACCAGUACCAGUAGUACAACAACAACAACAGACACGACUACCACAACAAGUACUAGUAGCACGAGCACUACCACUAAAUACAAACAACAUAAAUUUAUCAUUGAUUAUUGGACUAUGUUUCUUGGCUUUACUUCCGCUUUUAGCACUAUUAUUGUGUUGUUGUUAUUGGUGGCUAUGCGGUGAUGGAGCUUGUCGACGACGUCGUCAACGUGAAGAAGAAAAAAAAAGACGAAGAUACGUUUUAGUAGAUAGAGCAUCAGCUGUUAAGUCCCGUAAUAGUAGUCGUAAUUUAUCAUCUACAGCUGCUAUGGUAGCAGAUCGACGAAAAACAGAAUCAAGAUCAAGAAAACGACGACUAUCGAUCCUACUAAAACCAGUUCAAAACUACAUGGUAUAUAAUGCAUCGGAUAGUGGUAAGGCAAGUACAUAUGAUGUUAGUGAAACAACAAGGGCAAGAACAUUAAGUAAUUCAUCUGAUUUAAAGCUUGAUGUUGGGGUAUUAUAUGAUCCUAAAUUAAAAUCAGCAGCAGUUCGAGCACUAAAUCGUAUCAGUGUAGCCCGAAUACAUAAAACUGAUCAGCAAGCUUCUGGUGCAACAGGCAAUGAAAAGAUCAAACCACCUGUUGAAAACGAUCAAAACAACAUAUCUAAUAUUGACCUUCCUGAUGUACAACCAACGAGCAGCGUUCAAAAUAGACGAGUUAGCGGCGUCGUUAAAUUACCAAGAAAAAAAUCGAUAACACCUUGUAGCCAUACUAUCGAUGUACCAAAAUCAGCUAUACAACAUGACACUGUUCCAGUGAAUGACGAAAACUCAUCAAAACCAAGUAGUGUUGUCAAUGUAACAAAAGUCCAUGGUCCAUGCAUUUCAAAAUCGUCACCACCACCAGCUUUAUCACCAUCUGAUAACGGUGAUAAAAGUCGUACUGACGCAUUAACAUCUACAGAUCAUGCUGCACCACUGCAACGAAGAAAAUCAACGUCUGUCAGUGUUGUUAAAUUAAAACGUCUUAAAUCAUCAAAAUUAAAUAAUAAACACGAUGAUUCACCAUUACCAAAAAUAGCCUUGGAUCAUGUUACUGAUCAAAGGGCUCAAUCGCCCGUUGCUAUUAAUGAACACAUACCACGAAAACGUGGAGCAAGCAUUAGUAUUAUUAAAAUACCACGUCCUAACCGAGUAUCUGUUCCGGCUUUAGCUGAAUAA